CUUUUCUUUCCUUUCCUUUCCUUUCCUUCGCUUCCCUACUAGGCUACUGCUAUUAUAUCAUAAGAUAAAAUUAGGGUUUACAGAUUUCCACUCUUGUCCGGCUCUUCUAUUCUAUCACUUUUUCCAACCUUAUACGAGAGAGAGAGAGAGAGAGAGAGAGAGAGCGGGAGCAAGCAAGGAAGGAACGAUACGAUGACGGGGAAGGCGAAGCCGAAGAAGCACACGGCGAAGGAAAUCGCGGCGAAGGUAGACGCAGCCACCACGAACAAGGGCGGAGGCAAGGCGGGGCUGGUGGACAGGUCAGGGCUGGACAAGGGAGGCCACGCCAAGCUCGAAUGCCCUCUCUGUAAGGUCACCGCACCAGACAUCAAGUCGAUGCAGAUUCACCACGACGCUAAGCACCCUAAGAUCCCCUUCGAUGAGUCCAAGCUCAACAAUCUCCACGCCGCCGUUCAUGUCGCCGAAUCCUCCUCCAAGCCCCGCCCUGGCAUCCGCGGCAGCCUCAAAAAAUGAAAAAAAAACUCUUCUGCUUUUUUCAUCACUCAAAUAACGCCCCUCUUAAUUAUGUUAUAUGUUGUUAUGUCUUGGUUUAUGGUUAUCGACUCGAAUUUCUAUGCUUCUAUUUCUUGGUUUCUUCCUUCUUGAUCUUAGUUUUGAUCAUACUUAUGGCAGAUAUAUAUAUAUAUAUAUAUUGUCUUCUCUUGUAUUGAUUAAACUGAUUAUUUAAGUUGGAUUCGAGAUUUUGGGUUAAGAAU
Messenger RNA from Camellia sinensis, 755 nucleotides. Its product is annotated as protein METHYLENE BLUE SENSITIVITY 1. The record is from RefSeq and is a predicted model, not a curated record. Lineage: Eukaryota; Viridiplantae; Streptophyta; Magnoliopsida; Ericales; Theaceae.